UACCUGCUUUUCGGCACCACGAUUAUCAUGCUUGUGCUGCGACUGUUCCACGAGAUUCCCGUCAAAGAAGGUCGGCUGAAUUCGGAAGUUCACUCGUCUCCGUCCUCCCUGGACCGACUGCAUCAGCUUCCUUCGCUUCCACAGGACAGUUUGGAGGCAUCGGCCGCCUAUACUCUUGAGACGUGCUCCAGGAACCUCGACGCUUCCGAUGAGCUGGAUGCGGCGGCGCAAACGGCAGCUUCUUUGCCAAUGACAUAG
Molecule: messenger RNA, 258 nt
Organism: Protopolystoma xenopodis
Lineage: Eukaryota; Metazoa; Platyhelminthes; Monogenea; Polystomatidea; Polystomatidae
Source: the annotation of a GenBank genome assembly